Molecule: messenger RNA, 1452 nt
Organism: Bipolaris oryzae ATCC 44560
Lineage: Eukaryota; Fungi; Ascomycota; Dothideomycetes; Pleosporales; Pleosporaceae
Exons: 4
Coding region: 1-1452 (483 amino acids)
Source: RefSeq, a predicted model, not a curated record
AUGCCUGCAGACGUUCAUUUGAUUGAAGAUGAAGGCGCCUAUGAGCCCGUACCUACCAAAGGCCAAAAUGGACUCCGGUUUCCAGUGGAGCGAUAUCUCCCGCCAAACAAUUUCAUCAAUUUUGAUGAUGAAAUCAAUUACCACCAAAAGCUAUUAUAUAUAGCGCGAAAUAUAAACCGUAAUGUUUCAUGUUUACGGUGUGGAAUACCAACUGGACAGCACCCCAAAGAUCUUGGUGUUUGCCAGUGGUGUGGUGGCGCCGCAGAUGGUGGUCACCCUCAUCGAGAGUGUCUGUGGAUAUACGCCAAUGUGUCCUUCUGGAAGUCCAAACUCAAAAUCACUGAUCCCACGAGCGGUCAAAAAUCAAGCAGCUGGGUCCCUGUCAACGUCCGGAUUCAACCUACGAAGAAGGAGCAAACAUUACUCGCACGCGAGGACCCAAUAUUCCUUGACUUUCCACGCGCUCGUGAGAGUCGUGAUAUGGUGGUGCCUGAUGGGGCGAACAUGAUGCAGCCGGUAUUAAUUCCACGAAAAUUUAAGAAUCGAGACCUGAACCGGGGUGAGAAGCGUCAACGAGGAGACGACAAUGAAGCAAGUGAACGAUCAACUCGACGGCCGUUCGUCAGUGAAAGUGACAAAUAUGUCGAACUGAAAGCUGCACUGUUUCGUGAACUAAAAGAUGAACUGUUCCAUGAGCUGUCCCGAAUGAGGGAAAAAAUCGCAAGGCUGUCGGAGGAAGUCACAGAACUGAGAGCCGUCACUGAAAAGAACCGCGAAAAUCAGUUUCCUUCAAGCCUCCUGGAUGUCAGUAUGGCGGGUUUUCUCCUAGCCACCCCGAGUACAUGGAAGAUAUGUCGCCCUGUCCUAGCAACCCUCGACGGCAAGGGGACCGUUCCAGCCGAUUCGGCAACGAGUAUGACGAGUACAAGGACUGUGGCAGCGCUAAUCCAGGCUUCUAUCGUCCCACGCAACAACAAAGCCCACCUUACCCAAGCAGGGGUGACGGCCGAAUAUUUCCGGUCGGCAGUUGAUAUCAAGACAACUCCCGUAUGGAUCGACGCUUUGUACAUCAUCGACAACAACAUCACUCAAGCCAGAGCGGUGGAAAAACGAAGAAAGCUCUUCGAUGAACAACGGUUGCAAUCAACACCAAAAGCGGCAGUACACGCAGCUGGGGAACAACAGUCAUUUCUGCCUAUGCACAUGAAACGGGAGUGUUCUGCAGAACCUCACUGGCCAAACGAACUGAGCAGAAGCUCUGAAUACGGACGCACGGAAAAUCGUGGAACUCUGGCGCAACAGCGCAACGAUCGAAUCAAUCGCGACCAGGCUUCCCUUAGGUCUCCGCCGAGACGAGGAGAUUACUCGCCUGGUAAUGGCAUAGAUCACUUGAAAUGGCCUAUUGAAGGCACUGAGAUGGAGAUGUACUUUGCACGUUGCAGAGACUUCUAA